Lobosporangium transversale is the source of this 1608-nucleotide messenger RNA. RefSeq names its product putative stearoyl-CoA desaturase. The transcript has 3 exons. Gene Ontology annotation, molecular function: stearoyl-CoA 9-desaturase activity; iron ion binding; heme binding. Gene Ontology annotation, cellular component: endoplasmic reticulum membrane. NCBI's taxonomy places the organism in Eukaryota, Fungi, Mortierellomycota, Mortierellomycetes, Mortierellales, Mortierellaceae. Gene Ontology annotation, biological process: unsaturated fatty acid biosynthetic process. The record is from RefSeq and is a predicted model, not a curated record. Bases 144 to 1577 code for a protein of 477 amino acids.
CUUUUUCUUUGUCUCACUUUGCCAUUCUUGUCCGCUUUCAGCUCUUAUUCCAUCUGUUCCGUUCCUAGUUAGUACUUCUUCAACCACACAGUAAAAGAAAAAAAAAAAGAAUAUAGAGAAAAUAAAGACGAAAGGAAGAGCGUAUGUCAUCGAUAACAGAAGCCACUAAGCGCACAACCCGGACAGCAUUCAUGAAAGACACAAAUUCAGAAAUGGAGUCCGUUACCGAAGCCACUACCACUACUAAAAUCCCUAGAAGCCGCAUCGAUUUUAGCGAUAAGGCCAACACUAUCAAGCAUAUUGAAGAGAUACCCAAGAUCAAUACCAAGGCCGACUUUUCAGUACUAUAUGAGCCAUGGUCCAUCCAUAACUUUUAUAAAAAAAUAGAUUGGGUUCAUGUGCUGCCGUUAAUAUUCAUGCCAAUCUAUGGGUUCUAUACGGCAUUGACGUCCGUACCAUUGCAGCAAAAGACGGCCAUCUUUGCUGUUGGUUAUUUCGUAUUCACAGGCUUGGGAAUAACUGCAGGAUAUCAUCGUUUAUGGUCCCAUCGCUCCUACGCUGCUUCACCCUUGCUACAAUUUACUCUUAUGAUUGCGUCCACAGGAGCUAUGCAAGGCUCCAUCCUUUGGUGGUGUCGUAACCAUCGUGCACAUCAUCGAUAUACAGAUACGGACAAGGAUCCCUAUGGAGUGAAGAAGGGUUUAAUCUGGUCACAUAUUAUAUGGAUGUUGAUUUAUCAGGAUCCUGCUGCUGUGGGAUGGGCAGAUAUCUCCGAUCUGAAGGCUGAUAAGUUGGUCAUGUUCCAGCACAAUCACUUCCCCUGGCUCGCGCCAAUGAUUUCCUUGGGUGUCCCAACCGUGGUUGCUGGAUUAGGAUGGGGUGAUUACUGGGGUGGUUUUAUCUAUGGUGGCAUUAUACGCCAAUUCAUAGUCCAUCAAAGCACCUUCUGUGUCAACUCGCUCGCUCAUUGGCUCGGCGACAUGCCAUUUGAUGAUCGCCGUACUCCACGCGACCACCUGUUUACAGCAUUGUUAACACUGGGUGAAGGCUACCAUAACUUUCAUCAUGAGUUCCCUCAGGAUUAUAGAAAUGCUAUCAAGAUCUAUCAGUACGAUCCUACAAAGUGGCUAAUCGCCUUUUGCUCAUUCAUUGGUCUUGCUCGGGACUUGAAACGCUUCCCUUCUAAUGAGAUCAAGAAAGGUCAACUCAAAAUGCAGCAAAAGAAGCUCGACAAGGUGAAAUCGACAUUGAUCUGGGGUACACCGAUUGAUCAGCUUCCUAUCUUCUCGUUUGACGAGUUCCAUGACAUGGCUAACAAAGAAGGUCGGGCUGUCACCUUGAUCGAGGGCAUCAUCUAUGAUAUCUCGAGCUUCAUAGACGAACAUCCAGGUGGGCGAAGCUUGAUCCGUAGUGCCAUUGGUAAGGAUGCUACAACAUCAUUCAAUGGCGGUGUAUACGAUCAUUCAAGCGCAGCACGACAUUUGUUGGAGCGGAUGCGGGUAGGUGUAGUUGCUGGUGGUGGUUAUGUAGAGCAUCGAUGCAAAGGCACGAUUAUUUCUCAUGCAUUAAAGCAAUAAAUAAAUAAAGAUCCCACGCAUCUAUUGUCAG